AUGCUCAAUUUCAACGUAACGCCAGAGUUAAAAGCCCUCAUCAGCGGGUCUGAAUUAUCCGAACAAGAGAAACAUGAACUUCUCAAGGAAAAAACGGUAUCCCAUGGGAACCUCAAGAACUUUUAUAUGCGCUGCAAGCCCACCCUGUCUUUACUAAAGCUAUUGAACACCACCAAAAUCAAUGUACCCAACAAGAACCAGAAAAACUCGGACAUUCCAAAGACAGAGGAGUUUUUGAAGUCAAUGGAGUUGCUUCGAUUGAAGGCCAAUGAAGAGGAGUACCGAAACCUUGUCAAACCAAAACAGGAGUAUACAACAUUAUAUGAAGUUGAUGACGAUAACUUCAGUCCGUCUCAAGCUCACAAGGAAACCAAAAGCCACAUAACAACCAUAUUUAACAUCUUCAUAAGUGUGGCAAGUGUUGUAUAUGCCAUUUGGUACUGGACCGACUCUUCAUGGAAGAUAAAAGACAGUUACAGAGUGUUGCUCUGUCUCUUCUUUGGCUUGCUCAUUCUUGUGGCAGAGGUUGUUGUAUAUAUGAGCUACUUGAACAAAAUUGACGAGGCGAAGAUAAAAGAACGCAACAAAAAGGAAGUCAAGAAGGUGAUCAGAACUGUUAACCUCAACUAA
Sungouiella intermedia is the source of this 630-nucleotide messenger RNA. Lineage: Eukaryota; Fungi; Ascomycota; Pichiomycetes; Serinales; Metschnikowiaceae. The record is from the annotation of a GenBank genome assembly.